AUGUCUUUUCGAUCGCCUGAAGAUAGAGCCCGCGCGGCGUUAGAUUUUUUCCCCCAAACGGGACCUACCGUGGAAGAAAUUGAAGCCUCUAUCAGGUUCCAUAAGGCCGAUGUAUUGAGCGGAGGAGAAAUGGAAGGAGACGGCUUAAGUAUUUCAGACAUCGUGGAACGUAUCUCCCUUGCCGAGCGAGCCCAAGCAAUCCUCACCAACGGGGCAGGAAACAACCCAGCCUCUACCCUCGCGCCUCUAAAGCUCAAUUUAGCACACCUGGCAUUCUUUCUAUACGGGGAUAAAGCUCGGCUUCGAAGAGUGAUGUUUAGUGCAAACAAUCUUGACCUAUGUUUACGAUCUCUCGAGCCUUUCCUGAAGAUGAUCCUUCAGAAGUUGAGAGACAAACCUCUAGACAACCUUCAAUCUCCUACUACUGUACUACAAUCCGACAGUGAUAAAGAGGGGCCCCUAUACCAGCUAGGCGUCAAAACCGAUAAGCACGGCAACAAGACAAAGGAGAGAAAUCAGCCCGAGGCAGAUAAGGCACGACAACGCGACCAAUGCUGUAUCGCAACAGGCUGCCCUGAGAUUGAAGCAUGCCAUAUCAUGCCAUUCUCGGCCAACAAUAGGCCCGUGAGACUGUUGAAUCUACUUCAAGACCUUCUUACCCCAGCUAGAGGAGAACUUGCAACCUCGGAUGAAUCUUUCAAUAUUUUCUGCCUGGAACCCCUUACCCAUACAAGUCUUGAUAAGGGCUACUGUGCCUUAGAGUGGAUUGGUCUUAGUGAUAAAGGAGAGCUUGAUUGUAAGCUCGGGGAAGAGACCUAUAAAACUGUACGACUCCGCUGGCAUUGGCUACCAAACUGUAUUGCUGAUGCCCUUGGCCAAUCCUAUCUUCACGAGAGGACUACGCGUAAAGGUGAUACUGGCAGACUUUUAAAGUUUGGUAAUGGGUCAAGCCACUAUGCUAUGGCUACUGCCAUCUAUAAGCACCUCACCAACACAAGCAAGAUUAGCUCGCAUGGUGUGACUAUAGCCCGGAAUGCUGACUUCAGACCAUUGGUCUCUGGACAUAUCCUCUUCAUCAGGGUUAAGGAGGAGGAUUUGGACAAGACAAGGCUAAUGAUUCAACUCCAAUGGUUUGCUCUAAGAAUGGUAGCGAUAUCUGGGGCAGCUGAGGUGGUGGAUGACCUGGAUCCCGAACCUCCAAGUUCUCCCGAUGAGCUGCCAACAUAUUACAAAAUGCCAGACUUUGAAGCUGACGAGCUUGAAGAUGUCGAUCUACCCUCGCGCGGAAAGAGCUUCCCCGGACAACGACGGCCAGAUUAG
This is a messenger RNA of Clonostachys solani, 1320 nucleotides long. The record is from the annotation of a GenBank genome assembly. Lineage: Eukaryota; Fungi; Ascomycota; Sordariomycetes; Hypocreales; Bionectriaceae.